Messenger RNA from Halichondria panicea, 1454 nucleotides. Its product is annotated as TNF receptor-associated factor 5-like. Gene Ontology annotation, molecular function: zinc ion binding; tumor necrosis factor receptor binding. Gene Ontology annotation, cellular component: cytoplasmic side of plasma membrane. Bases 30 to 1214 code for a protein of 394 amino acids. Lineage: Eukaryota; Metazoa; Porifera; Demospongiae; Suberitida; Halichondriidae. The record is from RefSeq and is a predicted model, not a curated record. The transcript has 2 exons. Gene Ontology annotation, biological process: tumor necrosis factor-mediated signaling pathway; protein K63-linked ubiquitination; regulation of apoptotic process.
CUAUAGCUAGCUAGCUGCUUCAUAACAAAAUGGCAGAGCAUGUUGGAGGUUAUGACUACCAAUGGAUUACUGAACCUCCGGAUGAGCUGAAGUGUGCAAUUUGCAUAAGUGUAGCUAGGGACCCUCAACAACAUGGAGGGAACGGCUGUGGAAAAGUGUUCUGCUCAAGUUGCAUAGAAGAUUACAAUAGUAAAAGUUGUCCUAUUUGUCGUAUGAAAUUGACUCUCUUCAAAGAUGUGCGAACAACUCGUCAUAUUAAAUCCCUCAAAUUGAGCUGUAUCAACGAAAGCUGUCAAUGGGUUGGUGAGCUAGGGUCCCUGGAAACACACCUAAAGACCUGUGAAUACGCCACCAUUCUCUGCACUAAUGAAUGCAACCACAAAGACCAGAUUCGGCGAAAAGAUCUUGACGACCACCUCACUAACGACUGCCCAAGACGUCAGUACGAGUGUCCACAUUGCCAGAAGACGGGGGAACAUCAGGAGAGGACCACCACUCAUCUAGAUACAUGUUCGAAAGUUAAAGUACGAUGCCCGAAUGUACGCUGCACUUUCGUCAUUCCCCGUGACAGUAUUAAUUUACACCGUUUUGAUUGCAACUACCAGUAUGAAAGCUGUAAAUAUGCUACGGUUGGGUGUAAGCAAAUGCUUCUCCGAAAAAAUCUCAAGGAGCAUGAAGAGGAUUAUCAGCUACAUUUUCAAGUGACUACUGAUAAAGUACUUGAGCUAACGAAUCUAAUGAAGCCAAUGAAACAGCCUUUAAUCAAGUUCAAAGUAACAGAAUUUCAACAGCUAAAAAACAGUCGAUUUUACAGCCAACCUUUUUUUUCUUUCAGCAAUGGCUAUAAAAUGUGUAUCAAUAUUGGGGCAACUGGCACUCAUGUUUCGGUGUUUGCCUGCCUCAUGAAGGGACCUAAUGACGACUCCCUGUCCUGGCCGUUUACCGGGGUGGUCACAUUCGAGCUACUCAACCAACUGGAGGACAAGAACCAUCACAAGAAGACAACCACAUUCCCAGCAGAGGGUGAGAGCAGUCAGAGAGUGAUGUGCCGUGAAAGAGGGUUAGGAAGAGGCCACCCCAAGUUUAUCUCCCACGCUGACCUUGACUACAAUGCCUACAAGAACACUCAGUACCUCAAACACGACACCCUAGUUUUUAGUGUUGUGUCUGUGGAAGUACCCGACUACAAGCCAUGGCUGGAGUGCACUGACUAAAAAGAGUACAUUCCGUAGUACAUGUAUAUAGCCAAGGAUUUAUAUCACUGUGAUGGACUAAUGAGAAAAAAACUAGUAUGUACAGAUGUAAUGGAAUGUACAGAUCUAAUGGAAUGUACAUAUCUAUAUUUAUAGACUCUAUUUUUAGACUGUGGAUCUCAGAUAAGUCUGAGUCACAUGUGUUUUUUGUCAGUUCUCUCAAUUUAUUGAUUUUAUUAAAAUGAUCAUAAGAGUUCUCAA